This is a messenger RNA of Chenopodium quinoa (quinoa), 2606 nucleotides long. Its product is annotated as neutral/alkaline invertase 3, chloroplastic-like. The record is from RefSeq and is a predicted model, not a curated record. The transcript is spliced from 7 exons. The coding region runs from base 225 to 2168 and encodes 647 amino acids. NCBI's taxonomy places the organism in Eukaryota, Viridiplantae, Streptophyta, Magnoliopsida, Caryophyllales, Amaranthaceae. Gene Ontology annotation, biological process: sucrose catabolic process. Gene Ontology annotation, molecular function: endo-alpha-N-acetylgalactosaminidase activity; sucrose alpha-glucosidase activity. Gene Ontology annotation, cellular component: chloroplast.
UGUUUAUCCAAUUGAUGGAUGGGGGCCGGCUCGUGAAAGGAUACGUAGAUAUCCAUUAAAAAAAAAUUGAAUCAAAAGGAUAUUGGAUUAUUAGAGUUUUUCACGUGCAGCCCUCCCUGUUACUUUCCUCCAAUUGAAGUGGCUUUUGAGCUUUUUCUUCUCCAUUGGAAGCGUCGCUGUCUAAUUAUUGGAGGAUUUUGAAGUUUGUGUUGGUUUUUUCUUCAAUGGCCACUUCUGAGGGUAUUAUGCAAAAUUUUUGUGGAAUUUCUCCUUAUCGUAUUGGCACCAGUUACAUCAGCAAUUAUGAUUCAUCAGUAUUUUCAAAAUCUUAUAGAAAAUCUGUUUUGAAACGGGGUUUAAGAUUUUCCCAAGCUGUGCAAUGUUCCAGUUUGCAAAAUGUUAAAUUUGGGUUUGGAGGGUUAAGUGGUGGCUUGUAUGAAGUUGCAACACAUCGAUCUAGGUCCUCAAUCUUCUGCUGUAAAUCUGCUGAAAGUGUUAAAGAGUCAGCUCCGGUGGAUGGUAAUGGAACUUGGUAUGUUGAUGAUGCAAAAAACCUACAUCCCAUUAAUAGUGUGGUGAAUGGGUCAAAUACUCUAGAAGAUGUUCAACAGCUGCAAGGUGAAAAAGAAGUUACUCUAUCUGACAGGAACUUAGUUUCGGCAGAGACUGAAAUAGCUGCAAGGGACGAUAGCACUGUCGACCCUAUUGAGGAGGAAGCAUGGGAGCUCUUACGAGAAUCUGUUGUCAAUUAUUGUGGUAGCCCUGUUGGAACAAUUGCUGCUAAUGAUCCUACUAGUUCUGAUGCCUUAAAUUAUGAUCAGGUCUUUAUUCGAGACUUUAUACCAUCUGCAAUGGCUUUUCUUCUGAAAGGAGAGUAUGAAAUUGUGCGCAACUUCCUCCUUCACACACUUCAGCUUCAGAGCUGGGAGAAAACAAUGGAUUGCCAUAGUCCUGGUCAAGGAUUGAUGCCUGCUAGUUUCAAGGUUCGCACUGUUCCUUUGGAUGGUGAUGAAUUUGCAACAGAAGAGAUUCUGGACCCUGACUUUGGAGAAGCAGCGAUUGGGCGUGUGGCACCUGUUGAUUCUGGGCUUUGGUGGAUUAUACUUUUACGUGCCUAUGGAAAAUGCUCUGGAGAUCUGUCUCUUCAGGAAAGAGUUGAUGUGCAGACUGGAAUGAAGAUGAUUUUAAGAUUAUGUCUUGCAGAUGGCUUUGAUAUGUUCCCAACCUUGUUGGUUACUGAUGGUUCAUGCAUGAUAGACCGUCGCAUGGGAAUUCAUGGGCAUCCUUUAGAAAUACAGGCACUUUUUUAUUCUGCAUUACGCUGUUCUCGUGAAAUGCUUGCUCCAGAAGAUGGAUCAACAGACCUAAUACGUGCUUUGAACAAUCGUUUGGUUGCAUUAGCUUUUCACAUCAGGGAAUAUUAUUGGGUUGAUAUGAAGAAACUUAAUGAGAUUUAUCGUUACAAGACUGAAGAAUACUCAUAUGAUGCUGUCAACAAAUUUAAUAUAUACCCUGAUCAGAUCUCUCCUUGGCUAGUGGAAUGGAUGCCAGGUAAAGGAGGUUAUCUAAUUGGUAACUUGCAACCAGCGCACAUGGAUUUUCGAUUUUUCUCGCUGGGUAACCUUUGGUCUGUGGUAAGUGGCCUUGCAACAAAAGAUCAAUCCCAUGCCAUUUUGGACCUCAUUGAAGCCAAAUGGGCAGACCUCGUGGCAGACAUGCCGUUGAAGAUAUGUUAUCCUGCUCUUGAAGGUCAGGAGUGGCAAAUCAUCACUGGCUGUGAUCCCAAGAAUACGCCCUGGUCCUAUCACAAUGCUGGCUCCUGGCCGACAUUGCUUUGGCAGCUUACUGUUGCAUGUAUUAAGAUGAAUAGACCUGAAAUAGCAGCUAAGGCUGUUCAGAUAGCCGAGAAACGCUUAUCCCAAGACAAGUGGCCAGAGUAUUAUGACACAAAAAGAGCAAGGUUUAUUGGUAAGCAAGCCCGAUUAUUCCAGACAUGGUCAGUUGCAGGAUAUCUUGUUGCAAAGCUACUCCUUGCCAACCCAAAUGCAGCCCGGAUGCUAAUUAGUGAUGAGGAUUCUGAACUCGUCAAUGCCUUUUCUUGCAUAAUUGGAGCUAACCCUAGAAGAAAACGUGGUCAAAAGAGUUUAAAGAAGACUUUCAUAGUAUGAAACAAUAACAGCUUUCAUCUUGGAGUACGGCUAAUGGUGUUUGAGACAUGCCCGGUCACCAAUAUAUAUUUGGUAUCCAGUUUUUGAUGCCAAGAAUCCUAUUAAAUACAUAGAGAGGCUUAUUCACUUGUUACUAGUAAAUUUUGUGUAGAUUUGGAUAUUUUAUGUAAAUAUUUGAAAACUCAUUAUUAUGUAUAUAUGGCUUACAGCAUAUUGUCAUGGGACACGCUCUAAUGAUUAUGUAUCUGUAUGAUGUCAACACUUUGGAGAUGUUUUGAGCUUUCAAGAGUUGUGUGGAUGCUUGGAUACAAUAAGGUGCUCAGCAAACACUAAAAACCUAAAAAGCAUAUAUGUAGAGUGGUUUCAAACGACUAUCUAUUGCAUAUUUGUUGUACUAACCGAAUUAUGCAUGCCAAUUCGAAAGGUGAAUCGUUUUAC